Molecule: messenger RNA, 1610 nt
Organism: Amborella trichopoda
Lineage: Eukaryota; Viridiplantae; Streptophyta; Magnoliopsida; Amborellales; Amborellaceae
Gene: SRT2
Product: sirtuin 2
Molecular function (GO): histone deacetylase activity, NAD-dependent; NAD+ binding
Source: RefSeq, a predicted model, not a curated record
AAUUAAAUGCUCAAAAUUUGGGAGCUUGCGGCGUUGCAAGAGCUACGUGGUUAUCAAAGUACCCCUCACAUUUCCAUUUCUGAGUGAUUAAAAGCAUUGCAGAGUUCGCUCCCAUGUUUUCUUUCCUCCUCCAAGCGGCAGGCUUCUGCAUUAUUCACAGGCAGUUGAAGGAUUUUCGUCUCUCUCCUUUUUGCUAAGCGUAGCCAUUUUCACAUGGCUUCUCUUCAGUUCAGCAUGGAAUUUCGAGUCUUCGGUGGCCAAUUCUUUAGAAGAAACAAUAUUCUUCACAGUUGUGCUAAGCAUUUGCGAAUAAGUUGCAAUCACUCAACAAUGACAAAGAAGCAGAAAGUACCUACUCAAUUCUUUAAGGAGAAGAAGAUAAUCCCUGAUUCUGCUCCCCCAAGUGCUAAAGACCUUGAUCGUCUGCACAAAUUUGUUGAUGAAAGUGAAAAGCUCAUGGUGUUGACUGGAGCAGGAAUAAGCACUGAGAGUGGGAUUCCUGAUUAUAGAAGUCCAAAUGGAGCUUACAGUUCGGGAUUCAAACCUAUUACUCAUCAGGAAUUUGUUCGUUCUAGCCGAGCUCGGAGGCGUUAUUGGGCUAGGAGUUAUGCUGGAUGGAGAAGGUUUACUGCAGCGCAACCUGGAGCUACUCAUAAGGCACUUGCAUCUCUUGAAAUGCAAGGCCGAGUAAAGUUUAUGGCUACACAAAAUGUUGACAGGCUUCAUCACCGUGCAGGCAGUGAGCCACUUGAAUUACAUGGCACUGUGUACUCUGUUGUAUGUUUAGGAUGUGGUUUUACAUUCUGCCGCCAUAUAUUUCAAGACCAAGUGAAGGUUCUUAAUCCACAGUGGGCUUUAGCAGUUGAAAAUCUAGACAAUGGGAAGAACCCUGAAUCAGACGAGAGCUUUGGCAUGCAGCAGCGGCCUGAUGGAGAUAUAGAGAUUGAUGAGAAAUUUUGGGAGGAGAACUUCCAUAUCCCUAAUUGUCUGAAAUGUGAUGGCUUGUUAAAACCUGAUGUUGUAUUUUUCGGCGAUAAUGUCCCAAAAGAUAGAGCUGGGAAAGCAAUGGAGGCUGCAAAAAGUUGUGAUGCCUUACUUGUCGUGGGUUCAUCUUUAAUGACCAUGUCUGCUUUUCGACUUGUAAGAGCUGCUUAUGAGGUUAAUGCAACUGUUGCAAUAAUUAAUAUUGGCGAAACCAGGGCUGAUGAGCUUGUAUCCUUAAAGAUUAGUGCAAGAAGCGGUGAGAUACUACCGAGGUUGCUUGGAAUGGGAUGUCUAAGCAUACCUGCAAGCAAAUGAAGCAGAACUUGGUCCCUUGCAUCUCAUGGUAGGAUCAGAGGAGAUUCAACACAUUGAUAUAUAAAUUGUUGUAUAGCACUAUAGGCGAAAGAAAUUCAUACUAGUCCUAAAAUGCUUCCCGGGCAAAGCUCUCCACAAUUCUAUUCGAAAAGUCAUUUAGGAUGUUGCCCUCUUGCAUGCAUUCAUUGUCUGCUUGAAACAGUUGAGGUGAGAAUCACUUGUGCUGUGAAUAUUUCUAUACAAACAUUGAACGAAAAGAUUGUUUUUGUUAUCAAUGGUUUAAACAGCAAGUAACACUUACGGCAGGUCAA